AUGGCCAAGACAACCCACCUAGGGCCCUACGUCAGGGACUUUGAAACUCUAGUCCGCAGUGAUGGUGCCAUAGUAGGUGGCAAGAACGCUUCUCUCGGGGAGAUGAUCACCGCGCUGCGCGGACAAGGUAUCCCUGUCCCAAAAGGGUUUGCGACAACCUCAUUCGCAUACUGGAAGUAUGUCGAUGCCAACGACAUUCGUGGCAAAAUGGCAGCACUUGUUGCUGACUGGCAGCUUGGCAAGUCAAGUCUGGGUGAAACAGGCCAAGCAGUUCGCAAGCUGUUCCUCCGCGGGUCUUGGCCUAAUGACAUCCUCCAUGCCAUACAGGAGAGCUACUUUGACCUCUCCUUGGCAGCGGGGCGUCAGGACCCCAGUGUCGCUGUGCGUUCCAGCGCCACUGCAGAAGAUCUUCCAGACGCGAGCUUCGCAGGCCAACAGGAGACGUAUCUGAAUAUCUCAGGCUUCGAAGAUGUCCUGAAUGCCUGCCGACGAUGCUACGCCUCCCUCUUUACAGAUCGGGCGCUCAGCUACCGCCAAGCCAAAGGUUUUGACCACACAAGUAUUGCGCUCUCAGUUGGGAUACAGCUCAUGGUUCGGUCGGACAUUGGAGGCUCAGGAGUCAUGUUCUCUAUCGACACGGAAAGCGGCUUUGACAAAGUCGUGCUCAUUAACGCUGCCUGGGGACUUGGUGAAAACGUAGUCCAGGGAACCGUGAAUCCCGAUGAGUACCAGGUGUUCAAGCCACUCUUGUCGAAUGACAAACUUGUCCCCAUUUUGAAGAAGAAGCGUGGUGACAAGGACGUCAAGAUGGUUUACGGGGACCGGCAUGAACCCACCCGCAAUGUUCCAACGUCCAAGGCAGAGCAAGCAAAGUAUGUGCUGGAUGACGGCGAGAUUGUCCAGUUGGCUCGUUGGGCGGUUACCAUCGAAUCCCACUACGGCUGCCCCAUGGAUAUGGAAUGGGCCAAGGAUGGUUUCACUGGCCAGCUGUUCAUUGUCCAGGCCCGACCAGAAACGGUCCAUUCACGUCGCGACGCCGCGCAUUUCAAGACUUACGAAGUCGGUCAUAAAGGAAGACUUCUUGCGACUGGUCUUUCCAUUGGGGACGCGGCAAUAUCCGGGAGGGUUUGCCUUAUACACAGUCCAAAAGAUAUUGACCAGUUCAUCGAUAACUCGAUCCUCGUAACGAGGGCUACUGACCCGGACUGGGUUCCUCUGAUGAAGCGUGCUGCAGCUAUCGUUUCGGACCAUGGUGGCCGCACCUCACAUGCUGCUAUCGUGAGCCGUGAGCUGGGUAUCCCCGCCGUCGUGGGCACCGGCAACGGCACAUAUCACCUGCAUACCGGGCAAGAUGUGACAGUUUCCUGUGCCGAAGGUGAUAACGGUUUUGUCUACGAGGGAAUCUCCGAUAUUUCCACACAGACAAUCGAUCUCAAGAGCCUCCCUCGGAUUCACACCAAGGUCAUGCUCAACCUGGCCAACCCCGAGGCUGCCUACCGAUGGUGGAGACUCCCGGCCGACGGCAUCGGCCUUGCCCGCAUGGAGUUUGUUGUGACCAACGCUAUCCAGGUCCAUCCCAUGGCGCUUGUGCACCCUGAACGGAUCAAGGAUGAAGCGGUCAGAAACCAGGUGGCAACCAUUGCGUCUGCGUACGACCACAAGCCCGACUACUUCGUCGACAAGCUGGCGCAUGGCCUCGCGGCUCUCUGCGCCACCGUCUAUCCCAAACCCGCCAUUAUCCGCAUGAGCGACUUCAAGACAAACGAAUAUGCGGGGCUCAUUGGCGGUUCGGAUUUUGAGCCCAGCGAGGAGAACCCCAUGCUGGGAUUCCGUGGAGCCUCGCGUUACUACUCCCCACUCUAUGAGGAGGGAUUUGCUCUCGAGUGCCGGGCAGUGAAGCGUCUGCGUGAAGAGAUCGGCCUCAUGAAUGCCAUUGUCAUGAUUCCAUUUUGCCGCAGAGUCAGCGAGGCCAAGAAGGUCCUCGGGGUCAUGGCCAAGCACGGGCUCAAGCGUGGCGAGAACGGGCUCCAAGUCUACGUCAUGUGUGAGAUCCCAUCCAACGUCAUCCUUGCCGCCGAGUUCACCGAGUUCUUCGACGGCUUCUCGAUCGGCUCCAACGACCUCACCCAACUGACACUGGGCGUGGAUCGUGAUUCUGGCGAGCUGGCUGACCUGUUUGAUGAACAAGACGAGGCCGUGAAGCGGAUGAUUGAGCAAGUUAUCUCGGUAGCCCGCGAAAGGCAUUGCAAAAUUGGGAUUUGUGGUCAAGCACCCAGCGAUCAUCCCGAGUUCGCCCAGUUUCUUGUCAAUACGGGAAUUGACUCAAUCUCUGUGAGUCCCGAUAGCUUUGUGCAGGUUAUGAAUCAUGUGGUGGCUGCCGAGAAGAGCAUAAAUUGA
Messenger RNA from Clonostachys rhizophaga, 2397 nucleotides. NCBI's taxonomy places the organism in Eukaryota, Fungi, Ascomycota, Sordariomycetes, Hypocreales, Bionectriaceae. The record is from the annotation of a GenBank genome assembly.